AUGGAAAAUCAAACCAUCAUCUCUGAAUUCAUCCUGCUGGGAUUUCCUGCCGGACUAGAGAUUCAGUUGUUUCUGUUUGUGACCUUCUUCCUAACCUAUGUGUUGACAGUCCUGGAGAAUCUCAUCAUUAUAUCCAUAGUAAAAUGUAACCAGAACCUUCACAAGCCCAUGUAUUUCUUCCUGGGAAAUUUAUCUUUUUUGGAAAUCUGGUAUAUCAGUGUCACACUUCCGAAACUGCUGGUGGAUUUUUGGUCACAAAGCAAGACCAUCACUUUCCACAGUUGCAUGGCCCAGCUCUAUUUCUUCAUCUCACUUAUGUGUACUGAGAGUGUCCUCCUUGCUGUUAUGGCAUAUGAUCGAUAUGUAGCUAUAUAUAAUCCACUUCGCUAUCCUGCUAUCAUGACCCACAAAUUAUGUUUCCAGUUGGCUGUGCUGUCCUGGUUGUGUGGCUUUUCUGUCUCCUUUGUCAAGGUCACUUUCAUCUCCAGGCUGAGCUUUUGUGGCCCAGGGGUCAUUAAUCAUUUUUUCUGUGAUAUCUCUCCUGUACUCAAUCUUUCCUGCACCGACAUGUCAAUGGCUGAGAUGGCAGAUUUCAUUCUGGCUUUGGUCAUCCUCCUUGGCCCACUCAUAGUCACAAUAUUAUCCUACCUAUUCAUCAUCACUUUUAUUUUUCGCAUCCCUACAGCCCAAGGAAAGAAAAAAGCUUUCUCAACCUGUGCUUCACACCUCACUGUGGUUACCAUCUUCUUCUCAUCAACGGUCUUCAUGUAUGCCCGGCCUAGAAAAAUCCAUCCCUUUAACCUCAAUAAAACAGUGUCCAUUUUCUAUGCUGUAGUCACCCCGGCCCUCAAUCCUCUCAUAUAUUGCCUGAGAAAUAAGGAAGUCAAAGAUACAUUGAGGAGGAAUAGGGGCAGGAAAUGUACAGGUGGAUAA
This is a messenger RNA of Pogona vitticeps (central bearded dragon), 933 nucleotides long. NCBI's taxonomy places the organism in Eukaryota, Metazoa, Chordata, Lepidosauria, Squamata, Agamidae. The record is from RefSeq and is a predicted model, not a curated record.